AUUGUUGCAGUGGCAAGCUGGUUUUGAGUACUACCAUCCACAAGUUGUAUAACUCUAAAAUGGCAGUUUGGGUCAAUACUUUCUGUACAUCCAUACCAGAAGCGGCAAUAAGGGCAGGUUACGAAGCUGACGGUAAGCCCCUUUAUAUUGCUCGAGAAUCAAUGGACGGUGUAAUGACGCCUGGUAAAUGUGGACCUCAUCUUCACAGGGCCAAAAUUCCUUAUGGCGAUGAAGAACGUGACGUCAACAACUACGAGGUUUUGGUUCUUCCAAGCGAUAAAGACGGCUAUUACGAAUGGAAGAAAGCAAGUUAUGGUAACGUACCCGUCAAUGCCUACAGUACCGACGAUGGAACGUAUAUUGGCCGCGCAGAAUAUUCCGGAAGUUUAAUCCCAGGCAAAGUUCACGCAUCCCACCAGUGUACUUAUGUGCCCUAUGGAGGGAAAGAAGCAAAACAAAGCCACUAUUAAGUUUUUUGUCGGGUUAUUUAAAGCCUGCUUUGUCUCUUGAACAUUUCAGAAGAAAAGAUUUUAUAUGAAUGCUGUCGAGUUAGACUCGUGCUUAAAACUUUCACAAUAUGUUUUAACCUUUACUACUGUUCCUGUUUA
Molecule: messenger RNA, 608 nt
Organism: Ostrea edulis (European flat oyster)
Lineage: Eukaryota; Metazoa; Mollusca; Bivalvia; Ostreida; Ostreidae
Product: natterin-3-like
Exons: 2
Coding region: 60-470 (136 amino acids)
Source: RefSeq, a predicted model, not a curated record